ACUCCGUAGUGCACGUUGUCGCACGUCGUUUCGUUCUGUCGCAAAUAAAAACAGCAAGUACGCAUGCGUGUAGGUUGCCACGGUUACCCAGACGCGCGGACGAACAUGCUCCCCAAGAAACAACAGAAGAAGGCCGGUAAGGUGUCCAAGGCUCAGAGGACAAAGCGGCAGCAAGAGGAGGAGGAGAGGAGACUUCGAGAGGAAGAGGAAGCCCGGAUCAGGGCAGAAAGAGAAGAACAGGAGAGAGUGGAAAGAGAGAGAAAGCAGAAGGAAGUGGAAAGGCUUGAGCUAAAGGACCUAGAGCGCAGAGAGGCCGAGUUGAAGGAACUGCACCAUCUACUGGAGGAGAAUCAUACUGCAGUAACCAAAUGGAAAACUGAAGCUGUGGAGACAGCCAAGUGGGAGCGAUACAUGCGUUGCGACGGUGCACCAGACCCAGCAGUACAGAAAGAGAUGAAUACAUACAUGAGUUUAUGGAGAGAUGACCCUGAGGUCAACAUCAUGCUUGUGCUCCAGCAGUGUAAUCUUGCUCUGCAGCUGGUAGAUGAGUUGGAAGAUUUCCUCAAAGAUGUUACAGAUCCCCAGGAGGGCCAGAAGUACCAGAAGGUUCUCAUAAAUUUGCAGGAGCUAAUUCACUCAAAACACCACCUUGCUACUGAAGAGAUCCUUAAGAGUGCCAGUGAAAACGUCAGCACUGAGACAGGCAACAUGCAGACUGUGAUCAAAGAUGACAACAUUACACUAUGUCUCUGGGCCAACCUCAAUAAGAUUCCAAGGUUUAAGAGUGUCAGCUUCAGUGAGGCAGGCCUCAGCUUUGAGCUUCCCAAGCAGCUGGCUGUGAGUGACAUUGCUGUGCGCAUCCUCCACACCCGGUAUGACCACCUAUCUUCAUUAGCCAGGAUGACUCAUCUGAGAACACACACACUCAGCAACAGGGUCUACCCGGCGAUGCAGUACACCCAAAGAAUGCACAUCUCACAGAGUGCAGCCAGUCUGUGGUCAAGGAGCAGCAGUCCAGAGCCUGAAGAGAGCCAAGUGAGCCACGUCCAAACACAGAUGGAGGCACUUGAUGUCAGGGAUCCGAUUGGUCCCCCGGAGGAGCACACAGUGAUCAACCCUGUUGCCCAGGUGGUAGACUUGAUGGAGUACACACCUCUGGGUGGAGUAUUCUACUAUGAUGCGUUUCACCUCCCACCUCAAAUUCAAUAUGCCCAUGGCUGGAAAUUUGUGCAGGUGUUGAGGACAGGUAUGCAGGUCUUCUCUUAUCAGGCUGAGAAGUCUGGUUUGGAUGGCCACGAGGCUCUCCCCUGUCCUCUUAUUGGGGUGUCUGUGACACUGCCCGACUCUGUUGUCUUCUUGGAAGCUCCACAAGUGGCUCGCUGGGAUGCUGCAGGUAAGCAGUGGAGGAUGGAUGGUAUCACCGACAUCUCCUAUGAUGAGUCUGAGGCCAAAAUCUCUUUCAAGAUGGACUCCUUCCAAGCGUUUGCGCUGAUGCAGAAAACCUACGCCAACCUUCCUUUUCAGAGCUGGGAGCUCCGGCCACUGGGCCAGGACUCUGCUCUCUACACUGUCAACGGGGCGUUCAUAAACAUCAGCAUCACUAUUCAGGAUAAUAAAUGUAUGCUGCAAUCAGAGCAAGAGGGGGGGCUCUCUCACCUCAUCGGAAAGUGGAUGAGUGGCUCGGACCUGCAGAAGGCCAUGGUCGACGCUGGGGUCAACAUCUUUGUGAAUGAAUACGCGCACAAAUACGUCAGCAGCACUGCCAAGGACCCACUCACAGAGCACGCUGCCUACGAACAGAUGGCCCUCUUUUCCUCUGCCUGUGCAUUCUCGUGGAGCAAGUGGAAUGCUAAAUGUGGAGCUGAGCAUCUGGUCAUGCAGGUGUGUGAGCACCACAAUCCCUCCCCCGUGCCCAAGGACUCAUGGAGUCUGUACCUUCUGGGAGCUCAGAGGAGUCGAAAGCUGGCGAUCACAGAAACAAGUGAAGCUUUUUCUCCAGAUCAUUAUCCUGGCAGCGAGUUUCACUCCACCUUCAUCCACUUGCUUCAGGACACCAUGAGUCCUGAUGGCGUCGCUCGGACCAGAAAUUCCCAUCAUUUGUUUGUCGACACAGUGCAGAGCCUGCUUUGUGCCACAAGGCCCCUGAUGUAUUCAUAAUCCCAGUGAAAU
Haplochromis burtoni (Burton's mouthbrooder) is the source of this 2169-nucleotide messenger RNA. RefSeq names its product dynein axonemal intermediate chain 7 (gene dnai7). The coding region runs from base 64 to 2157 and encodes 697 amino acids. The transcript has 16 exons. Gene Ontology annotation, cellular component: axoneme. Gene Ontology annotation, molecular function: microtubule binding; beta-tubulin binding. The record is from RefSeq and is a predicted model, not a curated record. Lineage: Eukaryota; Metazoa; Chordata; Actinopteri; Cichliformes; Cichlidae.